GAAGAGAGGGAGAGGGAAAAAGCUUGGUAGGGCUGGUUGAAUAGUUUCGGGUAACGUGUCCAAAUGCGAAUAAAGUGCGACCGUGUGGAAGGCAAAAGUCCUUAAAAAGGGAAAAGAAAGGUGUUCCCAGAAUCGCGGUGACGCAUGUCCAUUCCCCCACCUUUUCCUUUUCCUAUUUAAAGCCCCUUCCACUCCAACACAAACCUCAUCUACCUAUUCUUCUACCACUAUUUACUCUAUUGCUACUACAAGUCUACAACUACCAUGCAGCCUCCUCCAGCUUCCUUACCACUACUCUCUGCCACCUAUCUUUCUCAUCUUCUCUUCUUCCUAUCUAUUCUCUGGUUCUUCUUGUUGUAUUUGAUUCAAUGGCGUCAAACCAGGAACAAGCACCUCCCACCUGGUUCCAUGGGUUGGCCUUACAUAGGCGAGACACUCAUGCUCUACAGUCAAAACCCAGAUUCUUUCUUCUCCAAGAGGCAGAAACGGUAUGGUGACAUAUUUAAGACUCACAUAUUGGGAUGCCCCUGUGUGAUGAUUUCAAGCCCCGAAGCAGCCAAGGCUGUGCUAGUGAGUCGAGCCCAUUUGUUUAAGCCAACCUAUCCUCCAAGCAAAGAGAAGCUGAUAGGACCCGAGGCCCUAUUCUUCCAACAAGGGGAUUACCAUUCCAGGCUAAAGAAGUUGGUUCAAGAUUCUUUUCUUCCAUCUGCCUUGAGAGGAUACGUCUCUGAAAUAGAGCAGAUAGUUCUCAAACUUCUUCCUGCUUGGGAGAACGAAACCAUUAACACACUGCAAGAGAUGAAGAAGUUUGCAUUUGAUGUGGCAAUUCUUUCUGCUUUUGGAGCUGGUUGGGGCGUAGAGACGGAGCGGAUCAAACGUUUGUAUCAUCGUUUAGAGAAAGGCUACAAUUCCAUGCCUCUCAACCUCCCCGGAACUCCCUUUAACAAAUCAAUGAAGGCAAGGAAGCUUCUCAAUGAGACCUUGAGGAGGGUGAUAGAGAAGAGAAGGGAAAGAAAGAAGCAAGAUGGGGGAUUGUUGGGAGUAUUAUUGGGCUCCAAAGAUCACAAGCUUAACCAUCUAACCGACUCUCAAGUCUCAGAUAAUAUUAUAGGAGUGAUAUUUGCUGCUCAUGACACUACUGCAAGCGCUCUCACAUGGAUACUCAAGUACUUACAUGACAAUGAAGAACUUUUGGAGGCUGUUACGAAGGAACAAGAAGGAAUUCGACGAGGGAUAAUUGAAGAAAACCGUGAGAUGACUUGGGCUGAUACGAGAAGCAUGCUGUUGACUAGCCGGGUGAUUCAAGAGACUCUAAGAAGAGCAAGUAUCUUGUCAUUUACGUUCAGAGAAGCCGUUGAAGACGUAGAAUUUGGAGGGUAUAUAAUCCCCAAAGGGUGGAAAGUUCUUCCUCUGUUCAGAAGCAUUCAUCACUGUGAAGAUUUCUUCCCUGAUCCCGAAAAGUUCGAUCCUUCAAGGUUUGAGGUGCCACCGAGACCUAACACGUACAUGCCAUUCGGGAACGGUGUCCAUUCUUGUCCAGGGAAUGAGUUGGCUAAGCUUGAGAUACUCGUCCUCCUCCACCACCUCACCACCACUUACAGGUGGAAGGUUGUUGGUGAGGACGAUGGAAUAAAAUACGGUCCAUUUCCGGUGCCGAAGGGAGGAUUGCCUGUAAGGGUGAUUCCUAGGAACAACUGAUCGAUGGAACAUGAUUCAAAGGGCUGUGAGAGAGAGACAGAGGGUUUCAAUCCAAUGGAAUUAAUAACCAAUCUUCUACUUUAUCUUUUUCUUAUAUAUUGUAUCAGAUGUUUUCAAGUUACAGACAGUGAUGUGUGGUGCAAUGGUGUUGGUUAAUUAGAGUGCGUACAAGUGUAGAUAAAACAAAUAAAGUAAGAAAGAAACGAAGUGUAAUUUCGUUUUUUGCA
This is a messenger RNA of Nelumbo nucifera (sacred lotus), 1925 nucleotides long. Its product is annotated as abscisic acid 8'-hydroxylase 2-like. The record is from RefSeq and is a predicted model, not a curated record. Gene Ontology annotation, molecular function: oxidoreductase activity, acting on paired donors, with incorporation or reduction of molecular oxygen; iron ion binding; monooxygenase activity. Gene Ontology annotation, biological process: sterol metabolic process. Lineage: Eukaryota; Viridiplantae; Streptophyta; Magnoliopsida; Proteales; Nelumbonaceae.